This is a messenger RNA of Fusarium sp. VM40, 3351 nucleotides long. Lineage: Eukaryota; Fungi; Ascomycota; Sordariomycetes; Hypocreales; Nectriaceae. The record is from the annotation of a GenBank genome assembly.
AUGGCUUCCACCGAUUCCGUUCCCAAGGCCAUGGAGGCCCUAAAUAUUUCCAAGACCAAGGAGCUCAAAGGUACUGAGAAGCGAGACACCCUGAUCGCGCUCGAGAAGAAGUACCAAAAGAAGUGGUCGGAGGAUAAAACUUUCGAAAGCAAUGCUCCCAGCACUGACGAGGUGCCCCUCCAUUCCGUCUCCGCCGCCGAGCUUCGGGAGCAGCAGCCCAAGUUCUUCGGAACUAUGGCCUACCCCUACAUGAACGGCACUCUACAUGCUGGUCACUCUUUCUCCGUCAGCAAGGUCGAGUUCGCCGCUGGUGUUGCCCGUCUGCAGGGUAAGCGUGCUCUCUUUCCUAUGGGUUUCCACUGUACCGGUAUGCCCAUCAAGGCUUGUGCCGACAAGCUCGUCAACGAGGUUAAGAAGUUCGGCCAGGACUUCACAGGAUACAAGGAGGAGGAUGAGGUUGUUGAGGAGGCUCCCGUCGCCAAGCAGACCAAGGAGGACAUCACCAAGUUCAAGGCGACAAAGGGAAAAGCUGCUGCUAAGCAGGUCAAGAUGCGUUAUCAGUUUCAAAUUAUGCAAGCCAUUGGUAUUCCUACCGAUGAGAUUCACAAGUUUGCCGAUCCUCAACACUGGCUGCAGCACUUCCCUCCCCUCUGCAGGGAAGAUCUCACCAACUUUGGUUGCCGUAUCGACUGGCGUCGAUCGUUUGUGACAACCGAUGCCAACCCUUAUUACGAUGCUUUCGUUCGAUGGCAGAUGAACCGUCUCAAGGAGCUGAACAAGAUCAAGUUCGGAAAGCGAUACACUGUCUACUCUAUCAAGGAUGGACAGCCCUGUAUGGACCACGACCGAUCCGAAGGUGAGGGUGUUGGUCCUCAGGAGUACACGGCUCUGAAGAUCAAGGUUCUUGAGUGGGCUCUCAAGGCCGCCGAGACCCUGAAGGGUAAGCUGCCAGAGAACGCUCAAGUCUUCAACAUUGCCGCUACCCUGCGCCCCGAGACUAUGUACGGUCAAACUUGCUGCUUUGUUGGCCCCAAGAUCACUUAUGGUAUCUUCAAGGUUAAUGAGACCGACUACUAUGUCAUGACUGAGCGAGCUGCACGCAACAUGGCCUACCAGGGCAUCUUCGCCACUGAAGGUGCCAUCGAGAAGGUUGCCGAGAUCGUUGGUUCUGACAUGGUAGGCUCUCUGGUUGACGCUCCCCUCUCUCUUCACAAAGAGGGAGUCCGUGUCCUGCCCAUGGAGACUGUUCUACCCACAAAGGGUACUGGUGUUGUCACCUCUGUACCUUCUGACAGCCCCGAUGACUACGCCACCGUGAUCGACCUGGCGAAGAAGGCUGAUUACUACGGUAUUCAGAAGGAGUGGGCUGAGCUUGAGAUUUUCCCUAUCAUCGAGACACCUAGCUAUGGUGACCUCUGCGCUCCCUUCCUGGUCAAGAAGCUAAAGAUUGCAUCCCCCAAGGACACAAAGCAACUGGAGGAGGCCAAGGAACUGGCUUACAAGGAGGGAUACUAUCAAGGUGUCCUUAAGGUUGGCGAGUUCAAGGGCGAGAAGGUUGAGGUCGCCAAACCCAAGGUCCGUCAACAGAUGAUUGAUGCUGGCCUUGCCUUUGCGUACUCCGAGCCUGAACGCAAGGUUGUCAGCCGAUCUGGCGAUGAAUGUAUUGUUUCUCUCAUGGACCAAUGGUACCUCGAUUACGGUGAGGAGUCAUGGAAGAAGACUGCCCUCGAUUGGGUUGACAACGGUCUGAACACCUACACACCCGAGACCAAGAACAGCUUUGAAGGUGUCCUUAACUGGCUGAACCAAUGGGCUUGCGCUCGAAGCUUUGGUCUGGGAUCCAAGCUGCCCUGGGACCCACAGUUCCUGGUUGAGAGUCUGAGUGACUCAACCAUCUACAUGGCCUACUACACUAUCGCACACUACCUCCACAAUGACAUUUUCGGAAAGACACAAGGAUUGGGGCAUAUUUCCCCUGAUCAGAUGUCUGACGAGGUCUGGGACUAUGUCUUCUGCCGUCGUGAGCUGAGUGAUGAGACCCUCAGCACCAAGAUUCCCAAGGCGACUCUAGAGAGCAUGCGUCGUGAGUUCGAGUACUUCUAUCCUCUCGAUGUUCGAGUCUCAGGCAAGGAUCUAAUUCCGAACCAUCUCACCUUCUUCCUCUAUGUAUCAAUUGCCAUAUUCCCUCCUGAGUACUGGCCUCGAGGUGUUCGUGCCAACGGCCAUCUGAUGCUCAACGGUGAGAAGAUGAGCAAGAGCACGGGCAACUUCAUGACCCUCCGAGACUUAACCGAGAAGUACGGCGCGGACGCUUCUCGUAUCGCUCUUGCUGAUGCAGGUGACGGUGUGAACGACGCCAACUUCGAGGAGGAUGUUGCCGAUACCAACAUUCUGCGACUGUAUACCCUCAAGGAGUGGUGUGAGGAAAUGGUUCGAGAUCAGGACCAGCUUCGAACCGGCGAGUUCAACUCGUUCCAGGAUGCUCUUUUCAACAAUGAUCUGAACGCCGUUACCAAGGAGGCCGUUGAGCAAUAUACCAACACCAACUACAAGCUGGCCCUGAAGGCUGGCCUGUAUGAGUUGACAAGCGCUCGUGACUUUUACCGCGAGGCUUGUGCAGCUGCAAACAUCAAAAUGCACAAGGACAUCGUUCUCCGAUAUAUCGAGGUGCAGACUCUUCUUCUAGCGGUCGUUACUCCUCAUUGGUCCGAGUACAUCUGGCUCGAGGUGCUGAAGAAGGAGGGCACCAUUCAGGUCGCCAAGUUCCCCGAUAUCAAGGAGGUUGAUGCUUCCCUGUCGGCCAAGCGCGAUUAUGUGCGAAGCACUGCUUCCAACAUCAACUCUGCCGAAGGUCUACAGCUGAAGAAGAAGGCGAAGGGCAAGGAGACAUCAUUCGAUCCCAAGAAGCCCAAGAAGCUGACAAUCUUUGUCACGGACAAGUUCCCAGCUUGGCAGGCCAAGUACAUCGACCUGCUCAAGGAGAUGUGGAACGUUGAGACCAACUCUGUCAACGACAAGGAGUUGAACGGAAAGAUCGGCAAGAUGGGAGAGAUGAAGAAGGCAAUGCCGUUUGUGCAAAACCUCAAGAGGCGACUUCAGACUGGUGAGCCAACCAGUGUGGUGCUGGAACAGAAGCUUGCGUUCGACGAGAAGGAGACUCUCCUACAGAUGGUUCCUGGACUGAAGCGAACCGGAGGAUUGAGUGUAUGCGACAUUGUGUUAGUAGAAGAAGGAGGCAAGAAGGGCAACAACCUGACAGCCGAUGGAAAGCAGGUGGAGAUUUCAGUCCCCAACGCCGAGCAUGCUGUUCCUGGUCAGCCAACGUUCUACUUUGAGAACGUCGAGGCCUGA